ACAUUUUUGACAUUGGGAUGAGUGCCCGAUCGGCUUUCGGUCAGCAAAGUAGUUAGCGGAAGAUAUUUUAUAAGUGCAUUAUUUUCUUAAGUGUUAAAUUUGUUUAAGACAUGGCAGAACCAAAAGCUGACAUUGCCCUCAUUGGGUUGGCUGUGAUGGGCCAGAACCUCAUCCUCAACAUGGAUUCUAAAGGAUUUGUAGUUUGUGCAUUUAACAGAACAGUUGCCAAGGUGGAUCAAUUUCUUGCUAAUGAAGCGAAAGGAACAAAAAUUAUUGGAGCUAAAUCCUUAGAAGACAUGGUUGCAAAACUCAAGAAGCCAAGAAAAGUUGUCAUUUUGGUAAAAGCUGGGACGGCAGUGGAUGAAUUUGUUUCAAAAUUGGUUCCACUAUUGGAGAAAGGUGAUAUAAUAAUAGAUGGUGGUAACUCUCAAUACAUGGACACACAGCGCUGGUGCAAGGAACUGAAGCCCACUGGGAUCCACUAUGUGGGAAUGGGUGUGAGUGGGGGGGAGGACGGCGCCCGGUACGGCCCGUCGCUGAUGCCCGGCGGCCACCCGGCUGCCUGGCCCCACGUCAAACCAAUAUUCCAGGCUAUCUGCGCUAAGGUGAACAACGAGCCCUGCUGUGACUGGGUGGGAGAGGACGGCUCCGGCCACUUCGUGAAGAUGGUGCACAACGGCAUCGAGUAUGGCGACAUGCAACUCAUCUGUGAAGCCUACCAUCUUAUGAAGGACGUUUUAGGUAUGGAUCAAGGUGAAAUGGCGCGUGUAUUUGAAGAGUGGAACAAAGGCGAAUUAGACUCGUUCCUUAUUGAAAUCACAAGAGACAUUCUCAAUUUCAAGGAUUCUGAUGGUAAAUACUUGUUGCCGAAGAUUCGCGAUUGCGCGGGCCAGAAGGGCACGGGCAAGUGGACGGGUAUCAGCGCGCUCGAGUACGGCGUGCCGGUCACUCUCAUCGGCGAGGCCGUGUUCGCGCGCUGCCUGUCUGCGCUCAAAGAGGAGCGAGUGAAGGCGAGCGGCGUGCUGCCCGGCGCGGCGGGCAAGUUCACGGGCGACAAGACGGCGUUCCUGGAGCACCUGCGCAAGGCGCUGUACGCCAGCAAGAUCAUCUCGUACGCGCAAGGGUUCAUGCUGCUGCGCGAAGCCGCCAAGGUGCAUCAAUGGAACCUGAACUACGGGAGUAUCGCUCUCAUGUGGCGCGGAGGCUGCAUCAUCAGGAGCGCGUUCCUCGGCAAUAUCAAGGACGCGUUCACGAAGAACCCUCAGCUGUCCAACCUGCUGCUGGACCCGUACUUCACGAAGCACAUCGGCGCGUCGCAGGAGUCGCUCCGGCAGGCGGUGGCGCAGAGCGCGCUGGUGGGCGUGCCCGCGCCGGCACUCGGCGCCGCGCUCGCCUUCUACGACGGCUACCGCGCCGGCGUCUUGCCCGCUAACCUGCUACAGGCGCAGAGGGACUACUUCGGCGCGCACACGUACGAGUUGUCCGCGAGGCCGGGCGUGUUCGUCCACACCAACUGGACCGGCCACGGCGGCAGCGUGUCCGCCUCCACAUACAGCACCUAGACAUGCUAGCUGACUGCACACUAAGGUGGUAUUCAACAGUAGCUGCAGUAAAAA
This is a messenger RNA of Cydia amplana, 1616 nucleotides long. RefSeq names its product 6-phosphogluconate dehydrogenase, decarboxylating (gene Pgd). Gene Ontology annotation, molecular function: NADP binding; phosphogluconate dehydrogenase (decarboxylating) activity. Gene Ontology annotation, biological process: pentose-phosphate shunt, oxidative branch; pentose-phosphate shunt. The coding region runs from base 111 to 1562 and encodes 483 amino acids. Lineage: Eukaryota; Metazoa; Arthropoda; Insecta; Lepidoptera; Tortricidae. Gene Ontology annotation, cellular component: cytosol. The transcript has 12 exons. The record is from RefSeq and is a predicted model, not a curated record.